Paramuricea clavata is the source of this 798-nucleotide messenger RNA. Lineage: Eukaryota; Metazoa; Cnidaria; Anthozoa; Malacalcyonacea; Plexauridae. The record is from the annotation of a GenBank genome assembly.
AUGUCGAAUGAUAAUCAUAAAACUGAACUAACAACCCUACUUAAUGAACUAAUGACUGAUAUUGACUCAAAAUCACUACACCCCAAAAAUAAACUGCUCCUCUACAGUCGCUACGUCUUGUCCAAGUUAGCCUGGCACUUUACCGUCGCAACACUCUCUAAAACAUGGGUUACUGAAAAUAUCGAUUCUAUUGCCAACAAAUAUAUCCGCAGAUGGCUUGAAGUACCAAUAUCAGGAACACUAAGUACUGUCUUUCUAACAAAUAACAAAUUUGGUCUGAGUAUUUAUCCUCCAUCUGUAAAAUUUAUCCAGUGUCAAACAAUCCUCCGAAAAGCUUUAAAAUCUUCUCCUGGUGAAUCAACUAACGACCUGUGGAAAGCAACCAGUAACCAUACUAAUAUCCAAUAUGACGCUUAUAACUCUACUAAGGAAGUUCUCAAAGAUUUCCGUUCUGGACACGAAAACAAACUCCUAAACCAAUUAACCAGUCAAGGAUCCUUUUUCUGCAGCGUCAAGAAGUUCGCUUUACCUCAGCUUAACAAGGUGUGGUCCAUUGCCCAAUCAAAGCUCCCGAAAAACAUUAACAACUUUACCAUUCGUUACAUUAAGAACUCUCUUCCGACGCGCAAAAACCUAAACAGAUGGGCAAUAUCUUCAAAUUCAGACUGUUCUUUUUGUCUUAGCCCUGAAACAUUAUUACACAUAGUAGCUGGAUGUACGUCAGUUUUAUCUCGACCGAUUUACGUGGAGACACAAUUCAGUCCUGAACUUUCUUGCUCAUACUUUACAAACUGUUGA